AUGGUCACAAGUCUGUUGCUAAUUCUUAUUUUAGGCGUUUCCCUGGGCAAUUCCGAGGUUCCAAAUAUGGAACUUCUGGAAGGCGGAAUAAAGGAUAUGAUGGAAUACCGAAGCCUAAGCAGACUUCGACAUUUGCCAGAGGAGUUCUUCAGCUUCUAUCAGAACGUAACCAUAUCCGACCUGGUUCCAGAAACCAGGUUGCCCACCGCGCAGGACUUACAGUGCUACGCGGAGUUUGCCCAGUUAACCGCAGGAUUAUCUUCAGGAAGUCUUUGGGCCUACAAAAUGAUCGACGCUUGGGGAUCCCUUCCGUCGGGAAUCCUAAUGGGUCACCUCAAAGAUCUGGGCAAUUAUGAGGAGUGCCUAAGGAUUGAUCAGGAUAUCGCAUCCAGCAGUAAAAUCCUGGGCAAGUACUGCCUUGCCCAGCUGCCUCUUCAAGAAUUGCUGGGAGCUUCUGCACUUUUGAAUCUGAUUAGUCCUCAGACAGCCGUUUGCUUUCCCGCCUCGUGUUCCGCCUCGAAUAUGGAUACCCUGCUGCAAAGGGUCCUUCAGCUACUCCUUGGUGUCCAGUUGAAUUCGAGUUUGAGCCUGGUCAAGGAGAGCUCCUGCAAGACGGCAGAGCGCGAAUCUCUCGAUGGGCUCACCAUUUUUGUAAUAGUACUAUUAUCAGUGUUCGGUGCUGCAGUUGCCAUCUCCACGCUUUAUGACUUCUUUCUGUGCGAGGAUCAGAAGAAAAUGCCUUCCGUUUUGAGGGCUUUCUCUGCCCGAGCCAAUUCUCGGGCUCUUUUUCACCUAUCCACUAAACCCCACCCAAAUGUGAUCGAGUGCCUCCACGGAAUUCGCUGCAUGUCCUUGAUUUGGGUGGUCUACGGUCAUGAUUAUAUAGUCACAAUCACAUCGCCCAACAUAAACACCGUUGAUAUUUAUUCGUGGCUUAAGACGCCUUACAUGGAGUUCAUCUUUGAAGGAGUUUUCGGGGUGGAUACAUUCUUCUUUCUCAGUGGUCUUUUAGUUGCCCUUAUCUCUUUGCGCGCCAUGGAAAGAGCCAAGGGAAAGCUGAAUGUGCCGCUGAUGUAUCUCCAUCGGUAUCUUCGCAUCACCCCCAUGCUGGCCGUGGCCAUCCUUGUCCAUCUGAAGUUGCUUCCCCUCAUUGGCGAUGGUCCGUUGUUUGGCAACUGGAACUUUGACAACUACGAAAACUGCAAGAAGAACUGGUUCUGGACCCUGCUCUACGUUCAGAACUACGCCACUGACAGUGAGUGCAUGAUCCAAGCCUGGUACCUGGCCAUCGAUAUGCAGCUCUACAUACUGUCACCUAUUUUCCUCUUCAUUGUCUUCAAAUGGGGCAAAAAAGGAGCUGCAGCCGUUCUGCUUCUUUUACUUGCUAUGGCCGGCUAUCUCAUUGGCAAUGUAGUCAUCAACGAGUACUCAAUAAUAAGCCUUACCGGGGCAACUAAUCAAGCGGUUUCGCAUUACACCCACAAUCGGGUUUCUGGUUGGUUGGUGGGCUUCCUCUUUGGCUACUUCCUAUACUCGAUGCGUGGCAGGAGCUUUAAGCUGAGUCGUCCAGCAGUCUGGGCGGGAUGGAUUACCACUCUGGCCCUCUUCUUCACUGUCAUCCUGGCCAUGUAUCCCUAUGGCAUCGGCAAGAGCAAACCUCUAUCCGCAGUUGCCGAGGCCUUUUACAUAUCCCUUUCUCGGAUUGCCUGGCCUGUGGGUCUGAGUUGGGUGGUCUUCGCCUGUAUACAGGGAUACGGAGGAUUCGCCAACUCCUUCCUCGCCUCUCCACUGUGGCAGCCACUCUCGAAGUUGUCGUUCAACGUCUACAUUUGGCACCUCUUCAUACAGAACCUCAAUGCGGGGCGUACCCGAGUGAACACCUACUUUUCCGAUUACGACGUGAUGCUGCGUUUCUGGCAGGACUUUGGCUUUUCGGUGCUGCUCGCCUAUGUGAUGUACAUCCUGAUCGAAGCUCCUUGCGGCGUUUUGGAGACACUCUUACUUCCCAAUCGCAGACCUGCUCCGAAACCCACUACCGAACCCCUUCCAGAGGAACCCCCAAAAGCUUUGGAAACACCUGAAGACCUUGAGAAGCAGGCAGGGCCUUCUAGUUCCCAUAAAGUAGCAAGGCGAAUAGAGUAGUAUCAGGGAAAACUUGACCUUUCCUUGUGAAACACUUGCGCCUAGUAGUAUAGCUCUACUUGUUACAUAAAAUGUGUUAAGUGUGAAUUAUGUGAUCAAUUACAGUACCAUUAAA
Messenger RNA from Drosophila biarmipes, 2257 nucleotides. RefSeq names its product nose resistant to fluoxetine protein 6. The transcript is spliced from 9 exons. NCBI's taxonomy places the organism in Eukaryota, Metazoa, Arthropoda, Insecta, Diptera, Drosophilidae. The coding region runs from base 1 to 2142 and encodes 713 amino acids. Gene Ontology annotation, molecular function: acyltransferase activity, transferring groups other than amino-acyl groups. The record is from RefSeq and is a predicted model, not a curated record.